Messenger RNA from Haliotis rubra (blacklip abalone), 2394 nucleotides. Its product is annotated as tyrosine-protein phosphatase Lar-like. Gene Ontology annotation, molecular function: protein tyrosine phosphatase activity. The transcript is spliced from 20 exons. Gene Ontology annotation, biological process: protein dephosphorylation. The coding region runs from base 187 to 2205 and encodes 672 amino acids. The record is from RefSeq and is a predicted model, not a curated record. Lineage: Eukaryota; Metazoa; Mollusca; Gastropoda; Lepetellida; Haliotidae.
UGGAGAGGAUUGUGGCAGAAACUGCUCCGACAGACACUGUAGUGACACCUCCUCGCCUAGAUGUGAUCACGUGACUGGGUGUGUGACGGAGGCUGCAGCCCCGGAUGGAAGGGUGUCGACUGUACAACAGGGUGUGUCCUCGAUGUAGAGUACGGUGCCGGAUGUGUGGGUAACUGCAGUGCCCGGAUGUGUGAGGGAGGGAAUGUCACCUGUCCCCCGGAUACAGGUGUCUGUGAGAACGGAUGCCAGCCAGGGUGGACGGGAGAAGACUGUAUACACAGGACUGUUUCAUCUCAUCAGUCCAAGAGUGAUGUGACUGGGGGUAUCGUUGGUGGUGUGGUAGCCGCGGCCGUGGUUGUACUGGCUGUUGUAGUUGUUGUGCUUUACAGGAGACAACACAAAGCCAACAGUACCAACAAGGGGAACUCGAUCUACGAGGACAUAACAGCUAUGGGACCAGAAGGAAACCAGAUAGAGGCAUCCCGGGAAACAGACAGAGAGGAUGAGGAGGAGAUAGAGGAGGGGGCAGACAGAAGCUCCUACUACAACAUGACGACUCCGGUCACAGUGACGGAGGUGGCUGUCGACAAGCUGGGGGACAGAAUCACAGAACUCCAGGCUAGUGAAGGAGGAUUCGAACAGGAAUACAUGCGGUUGAUAUCCGGGUUUACACACACGUAUGAAGAUUCUCAACGUGAGGAGAACCGCGGCAAGAACAGAUUCCGGCAGUACUACCCCUAUGACUACAACCGAGUUGUCCUGGAGAGACGCCCCGGGGAUCCCUCCUCCGACUACAUCAACGCCAGCUACAUCAAUGGCUUCACAACGGAUCAAGCUUAUAUUGCAGCACAAGCACCAAACAAGAAAACGGUAGGCGACUUCUGGAGAAUGAUCUACGAGAAGAACUUGACCAGAAUCGUGAUGCUGACGAACCUGACAGAGGCAGGAAAGGUGAAGUGUGUCCCCUACUGGUCAGACACGUCGGACCUGAACGUGGACGUCUUCACCAUCUCCGUCACCAACAUCAGUCACAGAGCUCACUGGGUCAUCCGGGAACUCAAAGCCACAUUGAAAGAGACUGGCGAGAGUAGACUGUUUCAGCAUUUCCACUACACAAAAUGGCCAGAUCAUGGAACGCCAGAGGAAACGCCACUGAUGGAGUUCGUUUGGAGGAUACGAAAGACACCAAACCCUGACAAUACGCCCUUGAUGGUGCACUGCAGUGCAGGUAUUGGUAGGACAGGGACGUACAUCGCCGUGGACUACCUGCUGGACCGGACUAUGGCUGACCAGAAGGUGGACGUGUUCGGAUUUGUAAAUCUCAUGAGACAACAGCGGAGAAAUAUGAUUCAGACCAAGGAGCAGUACGCAUGCGUGUACACGACCCUACACGAGGCAGUGAUGAUGGGUGACACGACCUUGACCUCACCUGAAUUUAGACAAGAAAGACGAACAAAGAAGGUGUUCAAGAUGGGGACCACAUCAGUAUCUCAGAUGAUGCAGAGAGUUAAAGUCAGCAUCAAAGAACGUAAGUCAGCUGGGCGCAUCGAGGGCCGUGUAUGGGUGAACGGACGGACAGACAUCUUAGCCGUAAUAAUGCCAUCCCACCUGUCCAUGAAUGGCUACCUGUUGACUGAGGCCCCCUCCGUCACCACGGCGUCUCUGUUCUGGAAACUCACAGAGGAACAGGAGUCUUCCACUGUCAUUGUCCUGCCAGACUCGCACCAGGAUCUGGCUGGCUACAUGCCUUCUCUAGGACACAGCCUGGACCAGGGAACGGUGAUCGUGUCUUGUUCUACAGAGAACACACUCAACUCUGACAUCGUGCUCCGGAAGAUCGACAGGCAGAUGGAGGGCAGUGAAUCUUCACAACUGGUGCACGUGUAUCUUUUGAAGACCUUCCGGAAAGAUGACCAUUCCUCUCUGUUCUACUUCCUGGAUCAAGUUGACCUCAACACAGGGGAAGAUAACUCUCAUCCACUAACAGUUAUUUUCAGUGAACAUGAACGGCGAUCAGCUACGUUGUUCUGUAUCCUCAGCAACAUCGUGCAGGGCAUGAAGUACGACAACGUGGUGGAGAUCUACAACAACAUCAGACAGCUGGGACACCUGUGUGAUAAUGAUCUCUCUCAGGCUGACGUCUCGCUGUGUUAUGACAUGGCGUCAUCCUAUCUGGAGACACAGAGUAUUUACACCAACAUGUGAUGGGGUCCAGCACCACUGACCACGUACAUCCACUCUGAACAUGUCCAUCAGUACAAUUAACAUCAUCCUAUCUAGAGACACAGAGUAUUUACGCCAACAUGUGAUGGGGUCCAACAUCACUGACCACGUACAUCCACUCUGAGCCUGUCCAUCAGUACAAUUAACAUCAUCCUAUCUGGAGACACAGAG